Macrosiphum euphorbiae (potato aphid) is the source of this 1536-nucleotide messenger RNA. The record is from the annotation of a GenBank genome assembly. NCBI's taxonomy places the organism in Eukaryota, Metazoa, Arthropoda, Insecta, Hemiptera, Aphididae.
AUGAUGAAAAAUACAAAUAACGAAGAAAAAUCAGAAAUACCAACGGACUCUUCUUCAGAUCGACCAAAUCUGAAGGGAGAUUGGUUAAACUUCUACUUUUUGAUAUUACUUUACACUUUCCAAGGUACUACUACAGGUUUGUCCUACGCUUUUCCCAUAAUACUUCAAAAUACGAAACUUGUAACAUAUAACGAUCAAGCUAUAUUAAGUUUUGUACUAUGGCCUUUUAGCUUUAAACUCUUAUGGGCACCAGUCGUAGACGCAUUACAUUUUCAGUGGAUAGGACGACGAAAAUCAUGGUACAUUCCUAUUCAAUUUUUAAUCGGGGUACUUUUUCUUUUUUUCGGCGAUAACAUCGAUAACUGGUUACCUGAGUCGGGAAAACCAAAUAUCAACAUGAUCGUGUGCGUAUUGUUCCUCAUUAAUGUUUUGGCUGCUACUCAGGACAUUGUAGUUGACAGUUGGUCAUUGAGUUUGUUGAAAAAAAAUAAUGUGAGUUAUUCAUCCACGUGUAAUAGUACAGGUAUAGCAUUCGGAUUGUAUAUUGGUUCCGUUUGUCCGAUUCUUCUUUCUUCUGAGUACUUCUGUAACAAAUACUUACGAUUCACCCCACACGAAGGAGGAAUAUUAAGCAUCAAAAGUUUUUUAUUAUUUUGGGGCAUUGUGUUUUUGUUUGUCACAUUUCUAGUCAUAUUUAAAAAAGAAAGAAACAAAGAAUUAGAAGAAGACGACGACCCUCUUAAGAUCAAUAUUAUUCAGAGUUAUGAUCUGUUAUGGGAUAUUUUUAAAAUCAAACAUAUGAAAUUAUUGUUAAUGGCUAUUCUGACGUCUAUGAUUGGAUUGUCUACAUCAGAAUCCGUCACAAAUUUGAAGCUUAUGGACGCUGGUGUAUCAAAAGAUGAUAUUAUGAUAAUAACUACAGCCAUGUUUAUUCUAAAAAUGUGUCUACCAAUUUUCGUAACCAAAUACACUACGGGCCCGAAACCGAUAAGUUUGUAUCUAAAACUGAUGCCAGCCAGAUUGCUGUGGAGUAUUAUUUUUGCUCUCCUAAUUUAUUACACUCCGCGUAUAAUUCAAGAUAAUGGAGUUGUGCCAACGUAUUAUUAUUUACUUAUUGGAUUUGUAUUCGCAGUAAACAGGAUAAUGGCCCAAAUCAUGGUAACUUGCAUGGUAGCAUUUUUCUCACGGAUUAGUGACAUUCGGUUCGGAGGCAUGUACAUGACAUUGCUGAACACCGUUCGCAGCAUUGGAUGGGUAAUUCCAAAUACGUCGUUUCUUAAAAUGGUCGACAUGUUAACGUUUAGUUCGUGUUCAAAUGACGUCCAAAAUAGUUGUUCAACGCCAUAUUUAGAAAAUAUAUGCAAUAUAAACGAUGGCCAUUGUGAAGCGGUUGUGGAUGGCUAUUAUGUUGAGGUAAUAAUUUGUCUGGUUAUUGGAUUCGUUUGGUUUGCCGUUUACAAGAAUCAUCUUAAAUAUUUCGAAUCAAAGGAUCGUUCUCAUUGGUUAAUAGAUUUGAAUCGACCAGGGACCGUUUAA